AUGUUUGGAUCCAAGCAACAGCAACAACAGCAACAAUCGUGGACGAUUGCUCACUUGGCUACGGAAGAACCCGAGGCGGCUGCUUACUUGGAUGAUUGGGACGACUCCACCUUGGCUUCGACUCUGUCCUUGCAGCGUGACAGCUGCUGUGGGACCACCAUCCUCCGCAAUGCCGGAGAACCUUCGACGAUCAUCAUUUCAAGGGAGAAAGAACAAAAGCAACUCCGCUUCUUGGCGGGUCCCGGAAAGGCCAUGGAGAAGUUGCUGCGAUUGAUCCGUCUCAUCUUCAAGAGGUUGGCUUUGGAGCGAAAGAGUUCGGCCAUGUCCAUGGCAUCCUCCUACCAGCCUUCUCUGGGAGUCAAUGGGGUCAUGGUGUAG
Seminavis robusta is the source of this 378-nucleotide messenger RNA. The record is from the annotation of a GenBank genome assembly. NCBI's taxonomy places the organism in Eukaryota, Bacillariophyta, Bacillariophyceae, Naviculales, Naviculaceae.